AUGCAAACAGAAAAAGUAAUUGAACAUAUAAUACAAUGGCUCAAAGAUUAUCAUAAAAGUAGUCGUACAAAAGGUUUUGUUAUUGGUGUAUCAGGUGGUAUUGAUUCAGCUGUGGUAUCAACAUUAUGUGCUCGAACUGAUCUACCUGUACUUGUUUUGGAAAUGCCUAUUCGUCAAUCAUCAAGUGAAGUACACCGAAGUCGUGCUCAUAUCGAUUGGCUUACAUCAAAUUUUCCUAAUGUUACUGGAGGUGAAGUUAAUUUAACAGAAAUUUUCGAAACAUUUGAAGCAACUGUUAAAAAAAAUGAAGUUAAUGAAGUUAAUUCGUCAUCAGAACUUGCAUUCGCCAAUACAAGAUCACGUUUAAGAAUGGUUAAUUUAUAUUAUUUUGCUUCAAUUAAAAAUUAUUUAGUUGCUGGUACAGGAAAUAAAGUUGAAGACUUUGGUGUUGGAUUUUUUACAAAAUAUGGUGAUGGUGGUGUUGAUAUAAGUCCAAUAGCUGAUUUAUUAAAAUCUGAAGUACGUGCUGUUGCUGAUAUAUUAGGUGUUUCAAAAGAAAUUAUAAAAGCACCACCCACUGAUGGUCUUUUUGGUGACACAAGAACAGAUGAAGAUCAAAUAGGAGCAACUUAUGAUGAACUUGAAUGGGCUAUGAAUUACGUUGAUUCUGAUAAAUUAAAAGACGAUAAAGCAACAUUAGCUGAUCGACAAAAAACUGUUUUAGACAUUUAUAAUCAACGACAUGCAGCAAAUUUACAUAAAAUGGUAGAAAUACCACGAUGUAUUAUUCCACAAGAAUUAAAAGAAUAG
Messenger RNA from Adineta steineri, 810 nucleotides. The record is from the annotation of a GenBank genome assembly. Lineage: Eukaryota; Metazoa; Rotifera; Eurotatoria; Adinetida; Adinetidae.